Helicoverpa zea (corn earworm) is the source of this 2835-nucleotide messenger RNA. RefSeq names its product oocyte zinc finger protein XlCOF7.1-like. Lineage: Eukaryota; Metazoa; Arthropoda; Insecta; Lepidoptera; Noctuidae. Gene Ontology annotation, cellular component: nucleus. Gene Ontology annotation, molecular function: RNA polymerase II cis-regulatory region sequence-specific DNA binding; DNA-binding transcription factor activity, RNA polymerase II-specific. The record is from RefSeq and is a predicted model, not a curated record. The coding region runs from base 278 to 2296 and encodes 672 amino acids. The transcript has 3 exons. Gene Ontology annotation, biological process: regulation of transcription by RNA polymerase II.
GACGGCAACUCUACUUUGUCUAUAACUAGCUUCCUUUCUUUCAUUCAGACAAUCCGAAAGGGAACAAGAAUUCCACUUUUUAUAACAAUUUUUACAUAAUUCUUACAUUUUAAUAUUAAAGUCAUGUGAUUAGCGACAUAUAGUGUAAAUUUAUGCAUUUAUAUGUAACUUAAGUGUAUAUUUUAAGUCAGUGUUUUUCUUAGGUUAGAAACACUAUGGAUCGCAUAUAACUUUGGAGUUAAAAUUAUAUUUUUAACUAUUAUUUCGUGAAGGAAAUAUGGAUUUCGUGAAAAGAGAAGAUCAGAAUGUUAUCGACGAUGAAAACUAUAAGUUUUACAUUGAAAGUCUGCAAAAAUCACAGCAACUGGAACCAACAGAUUACCAACACUCCCCAUUAUCAAUGGAACAACUUCAUCAAGCGAUGCAGACUUCCGUAGCCAACACCAUCGUUCACAAUUUCCAAUUACCUCUGUCCCCUCGUCAAAUGUCAUCACUCAUGCUGAAAACCAACCAUUUACCAAGAAACUUGAACUUCAAUGACAUUCCCGCUCAUUUACAAAGAAACUUAACAUCCGAAUUGGAUUUAGUACAUAAUCUAACGAAUGAAUUACCGCAGAAUUUGAACAGGCAUGAUGACUUGUUAGGACAAAACCUCAGUAGAAACUUGGAUUUGUCAUUAGUACGGUCUCUCGGUAAUGAUUUGGAACUACAGAGCAAUUUGAAUCAACUGGCUCAGAAUUUAAAUGAGAAUUUGAGCGCGGAUUUGAGUAGAAUCAACGAUUUGAGAACUGAUAUACCUCAUGAUUUGAGCCAUGAGAUUGAUUUGUCCCAUCAUUUGAAUAGACCAAUGGAACAAGAAAUGUUGACUCAAGAAGAGGCUAGACGAACGCCAAUGGUGGUACAAUUACAAGAUCAGCAUAUGAUGGACCAAAACUUGGGACAAAGGUUGGUGACAAAUAUUCAUGAGAGAAUGGACCAACAGGAACAUUUAUUACCAAUGCCGUUUCAUAUAAAAUCGGAGCAGGAAGAUGAUGGGUACUUCUAUGAAAGUAUUAAUCCUGCUAUCAAUAGUGUUGGAAGUUUAAAUGGUAUCCCACCGGACCACACGCAGCAACAGCCAAACAUACACACAGACAACCAAAUGUAUGUAUAUAACACACACUUAAAUGUACCAGCUUUAAACUCCAUAGACCUCUACUCUAGACCACAGAACUACGUACAAAAUUACACGAACAUACGAGAAAACCCACAGAACUUAGUUGUGCAUAGACAGUUUGAAAACGCCAGCCCUUACCAAGAAGACUUUAAAAAAAUAAGGCACGAUGACUGUCUAAACAGCGGGAAAGAGAAAAUUGAAGAACCGAAGGAGAAUCUAAAACCAUUAGAUCAAAAUAAAAUAUACUAUUCGGAGUUUCAGAAUCAGAAUUUUACAGAAAAUAAAAACGAAAAUGAUUCUAGCUUGCAGAAUAAGAUGUCGGAAGAUAUAUCAAUGAAUAUAAAAGGUCAAUAUAUUUGUUAUAAGUGUAAUGAUGUGUUCCCUUCUAAAAGGGGGUUGAAACAUCAUUCUAAAUCUUGUACUGAGAAUGAUCAGUUAGUAGAAAAAGUUGGGAAAUUUAGCUGUAGCCAAUGCGCUUAUAGAUGUCAAUCGCCCGCCAUUUUGAAAAUCCACGAACGCACUCAUUCGGGAGAGAAACCUUUUUCGUGUACUUUCUGUGAUUAUAAAUCUGGCCAGAAAAAUAACGUUGCGAAACAUAUUUUAGUUCACAUGAAAGAGAAACCUUUUAGAUGUCAAUAUUGUGACUAUAGAUGUGCGCAAAAGAAUAACCUAGUCGUCCACGAGCGUACACAUACGGGGUACAAGCCUUUCGCGUGUCCAUUUUGUGACUACAGGACUGUACAAAAACCUAAUUUAGUGAAACACAUGUACUUACAUACAGACCAAAAGCCGUUUAGUUGCGAUAUGUGUUCGUAUAGGUGUGUACAGAAAACUAACCUCACAAAACAUAAGCAGAGGCAUUUAAACGAAAAAGAAGGCGACAAAGUCGAUGUUAAAAACCAAAGUAAACCGUAUAGGCCUCGACAGAAGUCCGUAAAAUGUCCACAUUGUCCCUACAGAUGUGUACAAAAGUCCAGCAUGGAAAAACAUAUGCAAUUUAAGCACGGGACGCAAGAAAAUGGAGAAUUUGAGCAAGGUUUGAACCUCAUGAAAUCCUCGGAGGACGCGGAGAGCAUAAAUUUGAGUGUGAAAAAAGAUUUUGAGUGCCAGGACAAAGAUAGUGUAAGUGAACAGUCAUAGUUUUUAAGGUUUCAGAGCUUUUUAAAAAAAAGAUGACGAAGUUUCUUGUCUGUUGUAUUUUUGGUGUAUUUUUCGAUUGAAGUCCCUGCGGGUUAUGAGAGUGAAGGAAUAGUGAGUGCACCUGUGUCCAAGCAAAUGUGCCUGCACUAUAAUAUGUCCUGCGCAGCUGGCUGAUCUCCUUAUAUGAGAACUGCCGCUAUGGCCGAAAUUGUUAUGUUAUUUCUGAGGACAUUUUUCGUGGCGACAUGUGUAAGCAAUAUUUUUGCGUUUUUGACGGUCAAAAAGUAUUUGCUAAUUCCGGAUUUUUUUAUACUGUCUGUUUUGGCUAAUUAGAUUAAAUCAUAAUAUCUAAAUAAUUUGCAUGAAUCGAAUGUAAUUAAGGAGCUAAAUCCGAAUCUUUUAAUUACAGAAAUGAUUUAUUUAUAAACUUUUUUUAGAUAAGUUGAUGGAAUAACAAACAGACGAAUAAAUUAACAAUUAAUUUAGAAAAAAAAACGAAAUAUCAGACUGUCUAGUCAUUUUUAAAUCUAUACAGGAUU